This is a messenger RNA of Dendronephthya gigantea, 1087 nucleotides long. Its product is annotated as rhodopsin, GQ-coupled-like. The transcript is spliced from 2 exons. Gene Ontology annotation, cellular component: membrane. Lineage: Eukaryota; Metazoa; Cnidaria; Anthozoa; Malacalcyonacea; Nephtheidae. Gene Ontology annotation, biological process: G protein-coupled receptor signaling pathway. The record is from RefSeq and is a predicted model, not a curated record. The coding region runs from base 52 to 1044 and encodes 330 amino acids. Gene Ontology annotation, molecular function: G protein-coupled receptor activity.
UUGAAACAUGCGAGUGAAUUAUUCCAUGUCGUGACGAAAAAAGAAGGAAAAAUGACAAUCUCGACGUCACGAACUACGAACGUCAGCACUCCCUCAUGUGGUUCAGUCCACGAACUGCCUGCUGGGACGGCAGUUGCUGGUGGAUUUCUUGCGCUGCUUGGUAUCCCAGCAAACCUUGUGGUCGUCAUGGUGGUGCGCAAGACAAAACUAAAACGAUCAACCCUACUGUACUUGAUUUUAAACCUCGCUCUAACAGACAUUGUGAACUUGAUAGCCACGGAAUCGUUCCUUAUCUCAGAGAUCAUACUCCGUCCAGUUUGGGGCGCACAUCUGGCGUUCGUACGAUCAAUUCUUAUUCCUAAUGAUGUUGCUAUUCUAACUCUCACAACAAUUGCUGUAGAACGUUUCAAUGCUCUGGUCAGGCCUAUGCGCCCCGUCGCAAACAUGAGCAAAAAAAAGAUGUAUCUCUUUGUGUUUGUUAUAUGGGCUGUUGGCAUCCUAUUCAACCUUCCGCCAAUAAUCAUAACACUGGUUCAUCGCGUUUCCCACUGCCAUCAUGCUGAUAUAAAUCGUGGAUGGUAUGCGUUUGAACUUACAUACAGCAUAAUAUCGCUGGUGACAUUUCACGUAAUUCCACUGGUAAUAUACUCUUACUGUUACUCAAAAAUCAUCAAAGGUGUCUUUGUUGACCGGACAGUUCUUGGCGGUGAAAGUUUUCCAAACGGAGAGGCAUUAGCAGAAAAAAAGACGUUGGUUCGGACGACCAUAUCUGUGACAAUUGUAUUUAUUAUUUCUUGUACGAGUGCAACCGUUGGCUUGACCGUGAAUUCGUUUGGAAAGGGAGAAGAUGUUCUACCCAAGCAAUAUCACUCGUUAGUUCUGCUGUUGAAGUGUUUAUCGUCGACUGUGAACCCGUAUUUGUACUAUAUUCAAAGCAAAAAAUAUCGCGCGGAAGUUAGACAAUUGAUUGUCACAUGGAAAGCGAGAAAGAAGAUGAACGAUGGUGACAAUGAAGGGACAACGAAUAUUCUAAGUUUAGUCUAAUUAAGGGGGUUUAUAAUUAUGAGGCUAUUUUAAAUACACAACU